Messenger RNA from Linum tenue, 2200 nucleotides. NCBI's taxonomy places the organism in Eukaryota, Viridiplantae, Streptophyta, Magnoliopsida, Malpighiales, Linaceae. The record is from the annotation of a GenBank genome assembly.
UAAAAUCCCAUUUUACCCCUUCCCCCCUGUUCCGCCCCCCCCUAAAAGCUCUGGCUACAUCCUACAAACCCACCAGCCAUGGCGACUACACCAUCCAAACUCCCCUACCUUCCACUCUUUCUCCUCUUCGUCUUCACUAAAUCUCAACCAGCAUCAGCAAUCGCGCCCAGAUUCCCUUCCUCCAUCCUCCGUUCCCACAACAAUUUGGAUUCCCCUGCUUUCAUUUCAGCAUCUCUGGACGCCAAUCACAAUCCGCAGCAGCUCUACAGAGAGGAAUUCUUCACCCAGGUGCUGGAUCACUUCACUUAUACUCCCCAAAGUUACCAAACUUUCCAGCAGAGGUACCUCGUCAACGACACUUACUGGGGCGGCGCCAAGAACAAAGCUCCCAUCUUCGUCUACACAGGCAACGAAGGCGGCAUCGAAUGGUUCGCUCGCAAUACCGGCUUCAUGUUCGACGUUGCCCCUCACUUCAACGCCCUACUCGUCUUCAUCGAGCAUAGAUUCUACGGGAAAUCAAUGCCCUUUGGUGGAGACGCAAAGAAGGCCUACAAGGACGCCACCACGCUGGGAUACUUAAGCUCUACUCAGGCGCUAGCCGAUUUCGCCACGCUCGUUGUUGACCUGAAGAAGAACCUUUCAGCUGUUGAUUCUCCUGUUGUGGUCUUCGGCGGAUCCUACGGUGGAAGUAAUUCAGUUGCUUUUGUCAAUUGAGGUUUUGAUUUGGAUAAUGGGUUAGUCAAUAGAUCAUUGUGUUUAUGGUUUAUUAACCUGGGGGAAUUGAAUGGAAUGGCUGGUCGCAGUGCUGGCAGCGUGGUUCAGGCUCAAGUAUCCGCAUGUGGCCAUAGGAGCAUUGGCGUCUUCUGCACCAAUCCUCGACUUCGAUGAUCUAACCUCCCCAUACAGCUUCGCCUCCAUAGUCACUCAUGACUUUAGGAGUGAGAGCGAGAGCUGCUACAGGGUGAUUAAGGAAUCAUAUGAUUUGAUUACCCACACGGCAACGCAACCAGGAGGAGUCGAGAAGCUCCGCAGCUCCUUUCACCUAUGCAAGAAGGAGGAUGUGGACUCCCUGUCGGGUUGGCUAGACACUGCAUGGAUAUACACCGCCAUGACUGAUUAUCCAACACCUUCGAAUUUUCUGCAACCAAUGCCAGCUUAUCCGGUGCGAGAGAUGUGCCAGGCGAUGGAUGAUCCGAAGACCGGCAACGAUUCCUUCGCCAAGCUCUUCGCCGCCGCUAGCGUCUAUUAUAACCACAGCGGAACCGCGCCCGCUUGUUUCGGUUUUGGCGACGAUUAUUAUUCUGAGGAGCUCGGAGCCAACGGAUGGAAUUGGCAGGCAUGCACAGAGAUGGUGAUGCCACAAGGAGCAAGCGACGAGGAAAGCAUGUUCCCAGUCUCAGCCUGGAGCUUUGAUAACAGCUCCUGCGACCCAAUCUACAACAUCUCCCCCCGCCCCCACUGGAUCACCACUCACUUCGGCGGCCAUAAAAUAGAGCAAGUGCUGAGGAGGUUCGGCAGCAACAUCAUCUUCUUCAAUGGCUUAAGAGAUCCUUGGAGCGGCGGAGGGGUGCUGCACAACAUCUCCAGCACCAUAGUCGCCAUUGUAGCAGAAAAAGGUGAGAGCUUGUUUUGAUUCUCUGGGAUUAAUUAUACUAUUGUUAUUACGCUGUCUAAUCUCCAACUAGUGUUGAGUAAUGUGUGUUUAAUUUAAUCAAUUGUGUAAGAAAGAAUCAUGACCAAUGUUUGAGGUGGCUACACUACACGUGGCAAGCACAGGUGCUCACCAUGUGGAUCUAAGGUCCGCGACGAGGGAAGAUCCAGAAUGGCUUCGAGACGUGAGGAGAUCAGAGAUCCGAAUCAUUGGCAGGUGGCUGGCCCGGUACUAUCAUCACUUGCCUCAUCCUCGGCCCAACCAUAAUAAGAGGAGGCCCAGAGUCCAUGUCUAUUAGGUUGUGGAUAAGAUGGAGAAAGUAAACAAGUCCAUCGAAUUGGGUUGGUCUGAUUAGAGUAGUACUAUUGGCCAAUGUUCAUCAGUACGGGUCACUCUGAUAAGCCCAAACGUAGCCCACAUCCAUUUGUCACGGCAAGUCAAGGAGAAUUGAAGCGGACAACAAAAUAUGAUUUUCAUAUAAUUAAUUCCUACAAUACCUUGAAGUAAGAUAACUUGAUUUCUUUUACCUGCUAUAACAGGUUUCACAGG